Pleuronectes platessa (European plaice) is the source of this 300-nucleotide messenger RNA. Its product is annotated as dynein light chain Tctex-type 1-like. The coding region runs from base 1 to 300 and encodes 99 amino acids. Gene Ontology annotation, biological process: microtubule-based movement. Gene Ontology annotation, molecular function: dynein intermediate chain binding. The record is from RefSeq and is a predicted model, not a curated record. Gene Ontology annotation, cellular component: cytoplasm; cytoplasmic dynein complex. NCBI's taxonomy places the organism in Eukaryota, Metazoa, Chordata, Actinopteri, Pleuronectiformes, Pleuronectidae. The transcript is spliced from 4 exons.
AUGGAGGAGAACCCUGCAGAAAAGGAGUCAGUGGAAGCAGCCAUAGGAGGAAAUACCUUCCAGCACAGCAGAGUGAACCAGUGGACCACCAGUGUGCUGGAGCGUUGCCUCAAUCAACUCAAGAAGCUGGGAAAGCCUUUCAAGUAUAUUGUGACCUGUGUUAUCAUGCAGAAGAAUGGAGCGGGACUGCAAAUAGCCAGCACCUGCUUCUGGGACAACUCCACAGAUGGAAGCACUCUAGUGAGAUGGGAGAACAAGUCCAUGUACUGUAUCGUCAGUGUCUUUGGACUGACCACCUAA